UUCUGGAUGACACCCAUUUUGUAUGGGAGCUGGAGAAAAAUGCAGUGGGGCAGGAUCUCUUCAAUAAAGUGUGUGAACACCUCAAUCUUUUAGAGAAGGAUUUUUGUGGCCUGGUCAUGUGGGAUUCACCAAGAACCAGGAUAUCUGCUGUGUCUUCAGCUGAGGAAUGACAUUAUGACUGGUCGACUGCCCUGUCCAUCAGACAUGUUGGCUCUGUUGGGUUCAUACACAGUUCAGUCAACACUUAGAGAUUAUGACCCAAAUCUCCACAAGAACAACUAUGUCAGUAAAAUUGUUCUUGCACCCAAUCAGAGUGAAGAGCUAGAAGAGAGAGUGAUGGAACUGCAUUCCACACACAGAUUUAUGAUACCUGCACAGGCAGAUAUGCUUUUCCUCGAGAACGCCAAGAUGCUCCCCAUGUAUGGGGUGGAUCUGCAUCCUGCCAAAGAUAUUAGCGGUGCAGAAGUGAUGCUCGGUGUGUGUUCUGAGGGAAUGAUGGUGUAUGAGGAUGAGAUAAAAAUAAACAGUUUUGCAUGGCCCAGAGUUCUUAAAAUCUCUCACAAACGGAGCACCUUUCUUCUCAAGAUGCGCCCUACUGAGGAAGAUACUGAGGGAGAUGUCCGCUUCAGCUUACCCAACUACAGGGCCUGCAAACAUCUGUGGAAAUGCUCUCUGGAGCAUCAUAGUUUCUUCAGAAACAGACUUCAAGACACAAAACCCAAAAGGUUUCUGACUUUGGGAUCAAGGUUCCGUUACCAUGGACGCACUCAGUCUGAGUGUCUGGAGGAGAGUGCCAACAUCACUCGAGCUCCUCCACAAUUUACACGCUUAGCCAUCCAGAGAAGAGCAAAUGAAGAAAUCCUUGAGGUUCUUAAGCAACCAGUCCGAACAGAAUUAGAUGAGUGGUUCCUGGUACUUGGUUCAGACAAAUGGAACAUUUCUGCAUCUGAUGAUAUGAUCCUGGAAAGCAAAAAGCUGCAGGAGUGGAAGAAGCAUGCUGAUGAUUGGUUUGUCCUCCUUGACAGAAGCCUAUUUUUACCAGUAGGUCUCCAGCAGCUCCUUCAUACUGAAGAACAGGGAGAAGUGGAGGUUGUGAAGGAGAAAGAGGCAGAGGAGAGUCUCACAGAAGAGGUUGUGAUAAAACAUUCAUAUAAAGUUCAGGAGGGGUCUGUGGAAAUGGAAGGACAAAUGAGAAUGGACAUAAGUGAGAAAAAGCAUACCGAUUAUGAAUUUAAACAGGAAAUAGUGGAACCCUUUAAGGAAAUGCUAAAAGAGGAAAUAAUAGAAGUAUAUGGAGAAAGAACACAGAGGGUAUUAAUCACUAAGCAAUGGACACAGGAGGUCAACUUUUUUGUGGAAUCACAAGAUGAUGUUGUAGAGGAAAGGAUAGAGAGAGUGGAGACAGUGGAAAGACAUGUGAUGGUGAAUGAAGGGGAGAAACUGCUCAAUAUUGGUUCUGAGGAAACAUUCGAAAGAUUGGAAAUGGUGAAACAGAGACUAGAGGAAGUUGAGGCUAUUGGACAGAAACUGCAGGAAGUUGAAGCACUGAGGGUUGGAUUACAGAAAGUGGAACAUUUGGAGCAAAGGUUGCAGCAAGUUGAGAAGGAGGGGCUUCAACAAGUGGAGACAGCUGAUUGGUACAUUGUACUAGAUCGCAGUCCAUCAAUGUUCACUAUUACCCACACAGCCCAGGAAGAGUUGCAACAGAUAGACACACCCAAACCAAUGGAGUGGGAUGAUGAUUGGUACCUUCUAUUUGAGAUCCUUCCAAGUCCCAUAGAUAUAUCACCCCCUCUUCCAGAUGUUAUCAGCUCCAUGUUUGAAGAAGAUAAGGCUGAAGAAGAGAGAAGUGAACCUGAAAGGAAAAUACAGCUGGAGCUGCUGCCACCAGAGGAACCAAAAACAGAGAGCAGAGAGCAGGUGACUGUUGAGCUAUAUGAAGAGAGCAGAGAAGGGAUGAGAACAAUGCAGAAACAAGAACUGGAGCAGGUUAAAGUAAAUUAUAAUAGACCACAGCAAGGUAUCCUUGAGCAGAGAGCAGAACAGCCUGAAAGUGAUGUGGAGGAUGACUGGUUCAUCAUUUUGGAUGUUUCUCCUAAAGGAUCAGUUUCCUUGGCCUUUCCACACUUGCGAAGCACUGUUGACCUUCAUGAGGAGAUCAGAGAGGAGGUGCCUCAGAGCAAAGUAAGUACAGAAGAGUUGCAUAAAAAGCAACAGGAGGAGGUUACAGUGAUAGAGAGCAGACCAGUUAUCCUUGAGCAGAGAGCAGAACAGCCUCAAAGUGAUGUGGAGGAUGACUGGUUCAUGAUUUGGGAUGUUUCUCCCAAAGAAUCAGUGCCCUUGGCUUAUGCACACUUGCAAAGCACAACUGUUGAGCUCUAUGAGGAGAUCAGAGAGAAGAAGCCUCAAAGCAGAGUGAGAACAGAGGAGCAAGUUAUUGAGGUGAUGACAUUGAGCACUAAAGAACAAAUAGCAGAGAAGAGGAUGCGUGUCAUACAAAACCCACAGGCCGAGCUUCCAGUGGUGCCCUUGGAAGUUGUUGACGACUGGUUUCUGCUUAAUGAGCCGGUGCCUUUUGAUCAGAGGAGUUUUCAGUCAGAGUCAGUUAAUCCAGGGAGUCGUUUAGUCCCUGUGGCUUCUUUGGAGGCUGAAGAAAAGAGAGCUGUGGAGAGCAGGAAAAUAGUGGAGAUGCAGAAAGAGCAACAGAAACUGGUGACAGUGGUAGAGAGCAGAUCACAGACAGUUCUUCUGGAGGACAUGGCACCACAGCCUCAUAGAGACAUGGAGGAUGACUGGUUCAUCAUUUAUGAUGUUUCUUCUAAAGAACAAGUGCCCUUAGUUCAUCCAUACCUGCAAGAGACAACUGUUGAGCUUUAUGAGGAGACCAGAGAGGAGAGAGUUAGAAGAGAGGAGCAAGUGAUGACAGUGAGCUCUCAAGAACAGACAGUAAUAACAGAGAAGAAGAGGAUGAGUGUCAUACAACAGCCACAGGAGUUUCCAGUGGUGUCUGGGGAUAUUGAUGAUGACUGGAUUCAGCUUUUUGACCCAGAACCUUAUGAUCAGAGAAGUUUUCCAUCAGAUGUUAGAAGCCAAGUCAUUGAGGUCCGUGAACCCACCAAAGAUCAGAGAGUUCAAAGGAUAAUGGAGGAGCAGAUGAGAGAAAAACGAGUGACAACUUUAGAAAAGAGAGUAAUCAUUGAUGAGCAUAGGGAGAGAGCUGACAUCAUCCAGCAGAUAUUUCCUGUUGGGGAUCGGGAGGUUCAUGAUGACUGGUUUGAGCUUCUUAAUCCAACACCUUUUGAAAAUAGGAGUGUUCUUUCAGUGGGCACUGACGAGCAGAGAAUUAAAGAGCAGGAGGAGAGAAGAGUGAGAGAGAAAGAAGAGAGGCAAAAACAGGAGUUGGAGGACAGAAGAGCUCAACCAUUUGUUACUGUGCAAAGUGUAGAGCAACCCCAGAGAGAAGUGAAAGACAACUGGUUCAUUCUUUUUGAUGUUUCACCUAAAGAAACAGUUGUUGCAGAUGUCAUUAAAGUAGACAAGAGAGCUGAGGAAGAGAAGAGGAGAAGAGAAGAAGAGAGAAGGAAGCAGAUACAAGUGGAGGACAGACAGCAAAAAAGACCAGCUAUACCAGAGAAAAAACCAGUACAGCUCCAGAGAGAAGUGGAAGAUGACUGGUUUACCUUUGUGGGAGUUUCCCUAAAGAUUCUGGCUGAUGAGUCUGUGCUCUUGAGAGAGUCACGGAGAUGGACAAAGAGAAUUGAAGGAGAGAGCAUUUAUGUUCGUCACAGCAUUCUAAUGCUGGAGGAUUUUGAUGUGUCCCAGGAGGUGAUAUUGAGGCACCAUGCCAGCAUUAGUGAACUUAAGCGUGUCUUCAUGGAGCCCAUGCCAGAUUUUGGACCGACUGAAUGGGAUAGACGUCUUUCCUCGUACUCACCUGCAGAGAAAGCCCAGCUCCCACAAACCAAAAGUGAAAUACUCAUCAGAAUGGGCUUAAUUGAAGAUGAUGGAAAAACAGUCUUGUAA
Xyrauchen texanus (razorback sucker) is the source of this 4023-nucleotide messenger RNA. RefSeq names its product erythrocyte membrane protein band 4.1b (gene epb41b). Bases 175 to 4023 code for a protein of 1282 amino acids. The transcript is spliced from 23 exons. The record is from RefSeq and is a predicted model, not a curated record. Gene Ontology annotation, biological process: cortical actin cytoskeleton organization. Gene Ontology annotation, molecular function: cytoskeletal protein binding. NCBI's taxonomy places the organism in Eukaryota, Metazoa, Chordata, Actinopteri, Cypriniformes, Catostomidae. Gene Ontology annotation, cellular component: plasma membrane; cytoskeleton.